UUUGGAGGCUGAGAAGAACGAGGGGGCGGGCGCGGAGCCUGGGGCUGGCGGCAGCCCGAGGCUAUAAGAGGCACGCCGCGACGGGGAAGACGGAGCCAGACUCACUCGCUGCUGGGCUACUCCACGUCCAGCUCCUUCGGCAGCAGCGGGCUGGGUGCAGAGAAAGAGAGAGGGACGUCGAAGCGUCGGCUCACCGCCGCCUCCGCGCCAUCUCCUUUUCUUGCCCUGGCGGGGGCUGGCUAACUAGCAGGCUCCCUCCCGUCCGCGCCGCCGAGCAGCCUUCGGAAGGAGAAGACGACGGCGGGAAAAGAGGAGGAGGCGGGCCGAGGGCGAAGCAGAGGUUGAGGGCCGGCAGGGGGACGUCGGGGCGCUGGGCAGACAGGGGCUGUCCGCCCGACGGGGGCUCGGCGGCCGCCGGCAACCGCCUGCUUUGAAACUUUUGUGAGCCGCCUCCCCCCGAAAGGAGAAGUGGGGAGGGGCAGCAAGACCCUCGCCUCCGCGGGAGGGCAUGAGGCUCGUCCCCACCGCCCAGAAGUCUCCCCUUUCCCCUUGAUUCCGGCCCGGCUCUGCCCGCGCCCCCCCCCGCCAUGGGUCGGCCCCUCUGGCUUCCGCCGCCGUCCCUCGCCAAGCCCCUUCGCCGGCGGGCCGAGGAUGGCAACGGCAUCGGCCCGGACCUCUUGGCCGCCCUGCAGGCCUGGCGCAACCGGAGCUUCUUCUUCCCCGAGGGGGAGGGCUGGGACAUGGAGGAGCUGGGCGACUUCCAGAGCGGCGCUCGCUACGAAGGCGAGUCCCAGAGCCGGACGGCGAAGGCGCUGCUCGUCGUGGCGUACGCGGCCAUCAUCUGCGUCUCGCUCUUCGGAAACGUGGUGGUGUGCCACGUGGUGGUCAAGAACAAGCGGAUGCACUCGGCCACCGGCCUCUUCAUCGUCAACCUGGCCGUGGCCGAUAUCAUGAUCACCCUCCUCAACACGCCUUUCACCUUGGUGCGAUUUGUUAGUAGCACCUGGAUUUUUGGAAAGUUGAUGUGCCACAUCAGCCGGUUUGUCCAGUACUGUUCUGUCCACGUGUCUGUGCUGACUCUUGCCACUAUCGCUCUGGACCGCCAUCAGGUUAUCAUGCAUCCCUUGAAGCCCCGAAUGUCCGUUGUGAAAGGAGGAAUCUGCGUCGUCGUCAUCUGGGUGAUGGCCAGCUGCUUUUCUCUGCCGCACGCAAUCUACCAGAAGCUAAUAUGGUUUCCUUAUGGAAACAGAACAGAUCGAAUUGUGUGCCUCUCCAGUUUCCCUCCUCCGACUGAUCUUUACUGGAAGUACCUGGAUUUGGCCACCUUUGUCCUCCUGUACGUUUUGCCUUUGUCGGUGAUCUCUGUCACUUACAUGAUGGUGGCCAAGAAACUUUGGAUGAGGCCUGCCAUUGGCGAUGUGACUAUGGAGCAGUACUGCGCCCACCAGCGGAAGAAGAAGAUGACCCUGAAGAUGCUGGUGGUGGUGGUGGUGGUCUUUGCCGUCUGCUGGUUCCCAUUGAACUGCUACUUGGUCCUUAUGUCUAGCAAGGCCAUCCACAGCAACAACGCCCUGUACUUUGCUUUCCAUUGGUUUGCCAUGAGCAGCACCUGCUACAACCCUUUCAUCUACUGCUGGCUGAACGAAAGCUUCCGCUCAGAGCUCAAGUCCUUGCUGGGCGUGUGCUGGAAGAAGGAGGUCUCCAGAAGCCACGCCCUGCAGUCCAUAUCAGCUCCUUUCAGGCACGCCUGGGAUGAGAAUUGCCCUGGCACUCAAGGUACCAUCUCUCAGCAGACAAGAGGCGCAUCCCACAGGAAUUCCAUACGAACAGAUAUAUCCAUCGUUCAGCCGAUCCUAACAGGUAGCUGAAUCUCUGGAUCAGCCUUCACCAGCUUGGUGCCGCCCAGAUGUUUUGGACCACAACUCCCAUGAGCUCCUGCCAGCAUUGGUUGGGGCUUAUGGGAGCUGUAGUCCAAAACAAUUGAAAGGCACCACCAGGCUAGCAAAGGCUGCACUAGAUGAACAAACUGGCUGGGCUCCCAUAGUGUUGGGUACACAGCUAGUGAGGCGGCAUGACUCUGGGAUUGCAGCAACUCUGUAUUCAGAUGCGUGGACUAUUUAGGCAUCUGAGAAACGAGGACAUUAUGGUCACAAUGCAUGUGCUCCAGUGUUGCACAAAACAGUCAUGCCUUGAGUGUGCUGCUCUCCAGGAAUGAUGCAGCAACUUUGGUAAAAGGAAUUGUGGUCCAAAAGGCAGUUCUGGGACUGUUGUCUGUGUCAACAGAAUCUGCCAUCAGGACUGAUAUGUCAUGGUCAGUCUCAGGCUGGAAGGUCUCAAGUCAGGAGAUCUACCCAGAAUGUACUCCCUUAGUGACCAGCCUGCAAUUUGACACUGGUGCAUGUUUGAAAGCAUUCCCUGUGCUAUUCUUUGCCCUCAGGAAUGCAAGCCCACAAAAAUUGGAGCAAAGAAAGAUACGUUUCCCCCUUCCAUGUCCUGCAGAGAAAUCCACUGGUUUGGAUUCAGCCUACAAGAGGGUGAGAUGAAGAAAUAUGAGGCUCCUAAAAGCGCCCUUCCCUCCCAAACAGUGGAACUUAUGGCACACACCUUACAUUUUUCCAGAAUACCACUCCUUGAGGACUAGGAAUUUUGCCUUUCUGCACUUGAAAAAUGGAGGGUUUCCCGCCCCAUCUAGACAAUCCAGUGCUGCACUGCAAAGUUGUAUUUAAAUGGCAAGAAAGUCAAAAAACCCUUGAUGAACAGCAACUAUUUCAGUAGGACCAUGAGGGUGAACAGACUGAUGGUAGAAAUUAUGGCAGAAUCCCUAUCGUUCAGAAUGCACCAGUCCCUGAAACAACAGGUGUGUGUUUAACAGCCACCUCUGCCUUUCCCCUUAACAAGUGAUAAGUGUGAUCAUUGAUUCUGGAAGAAACUUCCUUCCCCUGCUGAACAGGGAAGGGAGGAGGAACUGUGGCUGUCGCAUACAUCUUUCUCCUAGGGGUUGCCAGCCGGGUUUUCUGGGCUCAGUAUGCUGUAUGCAGAUGGGCCCCCCCAAGUAGCUCUCAAAGGAAGACACAGAUUUGCAUAUGUUAUGUGUCAUAUGAAAAUUUGUGUCCUUUUUUUUUUUUUGCAGGCAGACUAGAGGGCCCAAAAAUAAAUCAGCAGCCACACACUUAAUCAAAUGUUUGACAGACAGCAUGUGAAUAGGGGCUCAUUUACUGUGUGUCUGAUGCUACUUGCAUCCCCUUUUAAUUCGCGUGGUUCACAUGACAUUACUGGCAAACAGAAGGUAUCAUGCAGUUUCCCACUUGUAAAUCCAUACUAACCCAAUCCUCUGAUAAUACAAAAAGGGAAGGAAAAAACAUCUUCACUCCGUAUGUCUAGGGCUUGCAGACGCUUUGCUCCGAUGCUUUUCGGUGGGUGUGUCAAUCGUUCCCCUCUCCACGCCCACUCCCUCCUCCUUUCAUUUCAUUUCCUGUAGGCUGAAGAGAAACGUCUGGUGCUUUCUCCUGUUCUGCCAGCCUUUUUUAUGUUGCUGCAAAUGGUGCCUUUAUUUACUUUCCCCCCCUAACUUGUACACAAAAGCAUAACACUGCUCAAAGAAAGAUUUGUAUUUCAGCUGUAUUGUACUAGUGAAAAUGCAAAUAUUCACACUUCCAGGUUAUUCUUUUUUAAAAUGAAACUUAGUGGUAGAACAAACUGAGCGUUCUUGGUUGCCAGGUAACCAGAGGGAGUGCAAAUGUUACAUUAGAAGGCAUGGUUUUUAGGAAACUGUGUGAUUAAUGCUUCCCCUCAAGUGUGACUAGAAAACACCGUGUUUGCAGCUGGCAUUGAGCCCUUACUGUGGACAGAAAACGGAGGUAAAAACAUCGUCUUUGGCAUGAAGUUAUGCUCCCAUGUGGAUAAGCCCUAGGUGGCACUUUUCCCAUAAUUGUAUUUCUAAACUAGAAAAGUUUUAAUCUGCCUGCCACACAGCUCUUAAAGGUGCAAGAACCCUGCUUUCCCCCAAUGCCAAUGCUAAACCAGGGCUUUGGCAGCAAUCCUGUACCCAUUUACCUGGGUGUAAGCCCCAUUAAACACAAAAGGUUGUAUUCAUUGAAGUCCUACUCAGAGUAGAUCCAUUGAAAUACAUGAACCUAAAUUAGACAUUUUUCUUACCUUCAAUGGGUCUACUCUGAGUAGAACUAGCAUUUAAUGCCACUGGAAGGGACUUAUUUCUGAAUAGACAGUGUAGACCACAGUACUGUAAGUUAACCUUCUGGUGAAUUCUUAAUGAGUCCCUGGACCUCACCUUCUGCAUAGCAGAAGACAAACUUAAGCCUCUUUGCAAAGUUUUCACAUUGGCCUUUUGUUGUUGUUGCUGUUCUGGGUGGGUGGGAUUUUUUAAUGCCCAUCCAUACUUAUUGUGUCUAGCAGUAUUUGCAGAAAAUAACCUUUAGGGAGUAUCUAAUAUCAGACAAACCCACCACAGGUAAGAUGCAUCCUGGCUGCUAGGAAAAAAGGAAGGACAAACUACAGAGACUCCAAAGACUAGAAAAUUGUUCAGAGGCAGGCAAUGUGCACUAAAGGGGAGGGGAAAACAGCUCUUCAGGACCCCAGGAAUUCCUCUGGGCUGGUGUCCAAAUAACUCGCCAGGUCCAGUUCUGACUUCACUCAUUGGCUAAAAACCCUAAGGCUGGUUCAUCUCAUGGAAAUCGCUUAGAAGGGCAUGUGUGUAUUUUGCAUAAUAACAUUCUUUCAAGUCGGGCUAGAGACUUGCGCUUUUUUUAAAAAAUGGAAAUUCAGUGUCUGGGACCCCUGCUGGCUGUGGACCCUGCACAUGCUUCUCAGUGGCCCAGCUUCUGCACAUAUAUGCGCAAGUUUGUGGAUAAAUACGGGGUUUUCUAUUUACCCUGGCACAAAUCACUUUUCUCAUGUGACAAAAUUCAUUUGGAGAACUAGCACUGUGACUCAUAACUUUUGCUGACAUACUUUCC
This is a messenger RNA of Rhineura floridana, 4973 nucleotides long. RefSeq names its product G-protein coupled receptor 83-like. The transcript has 4 exons. Lineage: Eukaryota; Metazoa; Chordata; Lepidosauria; Squamata; Rhineuridae. Gene Ontology annotation, molecular function: neuropeptide Y receptor activity. Gene Ontology annotation, cellular component: membrane. The record is from RefSeq and is a predicted model, not a curated record. The coding region runs from base 588 to 1868 and encodes 426 amino acids. Gene Ontology annotation, biological process: neuropeptide signaling pathway.